Molecule: messenger RNA, 1698 nt
Organism: Puntigrus tetrazona (Sumatra barb)
Lineage: Eukaryota; Metazoa; Chordata; Actinopteri; Cypriniformes; Cyprinidae
Gene: tmem268
Product: transmembrane protein 268
Exons: 11
Coding region: 481-1533 (350 amino acids)
Source: RefSeq, a predicted model, not a curated record
CACGCCACGAGAGGAGCCUGAUGGGAGAAAAGAUUAAGCAAAUAUGAAGAGAUAAAUAAAUGACAGUUAAAGCAGUGGGAGGGGCCUAACAAGGAAAAAAGAGCGAAGGUUGUGGCAACAGCAGGCAUGACUGAAAGGAAACUGAGGCAGGCACAAUGAGACACACGAGGAGAUGGAUUUGCCGUCUCAUUCACUCUCUGUUCUUCAGCAGUCAAACAUGUCUGCUGUAUUAACAGUCUAGCAAAGCUUGCAGGCAGCGGUGGAGUCAGCCGUGAUUGCUAUCGUGUCGGUUUCUGUGCUUGCAGGUUUGUCGAAAUCGCUGUAAAACCGUGAUUUGAGUUCCCCGGGUCACUACGGUGAAACAUUAACAGCUCCCUGAAGCAUUUUCUCUGCAAUAUAUGCAAAGGCAGCGCUCUGUGCUGAAAGUAUCGACUGAGACAAGCUGGGCCCCAGCAGCAGGUCCUGACAGUGGCCGUCACCAUGGAGGAGAGGGAGCGGCAGUGUAACGGAGAGGAAAGAGGUGGUGUUGAAUCCCCCACAGGACAGUCCCUCGCAGCAGGAGAACCAGGCACAGCGUGCACGUGGAGGAAUGGUCAGUGUGUGGCGUCUGUGUCCACAUCCACAUGGUUCACACCCACGUUUGACUUCUCACUCUGCAGGACUCUUCUGGAAACCAAAGGCUUCCAGAUUCCAGCAGAGGACUUUGAGGGUCCGCUUCGUUUAGCGCUGGACCACCCGUCCGUCAGAAGAUACCUGCUUUUCAACUCGAGCAUUUUUAAUGUCAUCAUAGCACCCGUCUUGUAUGUGGUGCUGUGGUGCGCCGUGUACUCCACCCUUCACAUGUACCUCGAGGCCAGCACAGCAGACUUCUGGGUGCUCUGUCUGUGUGUCAGUCUGGUGUCCGUGAUCCUCGCCGCCGCCAUCAACCUCAUCUUUCACUACAGCAACAAAGAGAUCAACAUGAACACAGACGUGCGUUUGGUGGGGGUUAAUGAGCACGUGGUCAGACACAAGCUGCUGCUGGGAGUGGCUGACUGGGUCCAGAAAUGCAGAGGAAACCUGCAGCUCUUCUGUGUUUACUGGGACAUGGCCCCGUGUCUGAUGUCUCUGACUGAAGCGCUGGACAACAUGAGUUUUGUCACGGAUCAAGUACAGAAGAAACUGAAGAAAAGAAUGUCCCACCUAGUCCUAGUGACCGAGGUCACGACCCUGGAUCCUGAGGCUGGGCUACAAGAUGACGAGCUCCCCGAUGAAGAGCAGCCGCUGCUGCUGGAGGCCCGAGAGAGAAGCUCUUCAGCUAGUCAACGGGAAGACUCCAAACUCACCAAAACCUUCAGCUUGAUGCCUGACACCACUCGCUCAAACCAGGCGAUCGCUCAGCAGCUCCUGAUGACCUACAGCGCACUUUAUGUCAGACUGCUGGUAUCAAACAAGCUUCCUGCUCGUCCCCAGUGGCCUUCUGGUGCAGGGAAAAAUCACUGCACUUCCUGUCUGUGUCUGUGCGAGUAUGUGGAGCUGAAGGUCCUGCAGUAGACAGACGAUCAUGACUAUCAAAUCUCACAUUCAAAAGUAUUAGUCAUCCAUUUCUCUGGGACGAUUGUUUUGCUGUCAGUUAUGAUAUAGUCACAGACUGUUCCUGCUGCUCUUCAAACUGUUAUGAUUUCAUCUGUGAAAUAUAUAUAAAUAUUUGUUUCCUGA